AAGCCGUCUCAGUCGACGUCGGCGUCGUAACUCGCAAGCCUCAUCAGACGCGCCAAGAACGCCUCUCAAUUCAUUGUUAUGAUAAUCCCCAUGCCAAUUAAGCGCCGAUUAUUAGUCAUGCACUGGAAAGCUGUAAAAUUCUUAAUUUUAAAUCAAUAUUAACUUUAUACUACGCUCUUACGAUCAUCAAAAUUUACACAACGAAAUUUAGUAACACUCGCAACUCCUUCGCAAGCGCAGCGGCACCGCCGACAUUUCUAUACUUGCACCGGUCGUGAACUACAACAAACAUUAACGCUAAAGUAAUCAAUCUUGUGACCGGGUUUUUACUAUAUAUUUUUUAACAGUUAAAGAAAUAAAUACAAAAUGGCGCCGGUGCUCGUUUUUCUCAUUUUCACAACAUUGCCGUUGACUUGGACAUUCUCUACGCAGUAUUAUGGCAACACCAAAUAUUCCGCGCUGCCGAACCACUGUUACUACGAGGAAUUCAAACUAGCGGUGCCGGUCAAUGACACCCUGUAUCCCACAGAUUUAGAAUUUCAAUGCAUAACGGUAUCUUGCCGCUAUGAUUAUGUGCUGGUGAUAAAGCACUGUGACCGCUAUCUGCUACGACAUGGUUGCAUUGAGCAGCCACCCGAUUAUAGUAAGCCUUAUCCUGAUUGCUGCACCCAAAUUAAAUGUGCCGAUUAAAACAAAUUUAAUGUGUUGAUUAUUUUAACUUCGUAUGUGUUUGUAGAAAACAUCUAUUAAUAAAAAAUCAGGAAUUUAGAAAAUAAACAAAUCUUAAUUGCAUGUACAAACAUGUCACUGACGUGAGUAAAAAACCCCGGGUAAUUAAUAAUUAUGAACAGAAAGGCUAAAAAAAUAAUAAAAUCACUUUUAGGAGCAACGCAAGCCUCCAAAAUCUGUGUGUUUGUUUUUUAAAAAAAUACUAACCGCCCUCACCCCACCAUCCUAAGUAGCUGCGAACCAGUUCCAGUUGUUGUGCAAUCUCCUUCGUAAUUGUAAACGAACAGAAUCGCACUGAUAGUUGUACUGUUUGAGCAGGCAACAAAAAUAUUAAGUAUUAAAAAUUAGAAACGAAAACAAAUAUUAACAACAAACAACAAAUCGAAAAGUAUUUAUAAGCGCUGACAUUAAGCCGGCAGCGCACAGUCGUUCUUUGUGUUUUGUCGUGUGUACAUAGUUUUUGCCGUAGAAAUCGCCAAAAGUAGCUAUGAAGUUUGUAGGUGUUGUUGCAUUGUUGUUGGCUUUGGUGUUAGCUGUAUUGCUGGACUGCGCAGUGGCCGCCGAUUGCGAGUAUAGGGGACAAACGGCAAAUAAGGGCGAAAGUUUUCAAAUAAAAGGCGAGUGCAGCCAGUACACCUGCGAUGGACCCGGCGAAAUCUCUGCCAAAACUUGCCCGUCCAUUUUCGCGCCACCAAGUUGCAAGCACACGCCGCAAGACAACUCGAAGCCUUACCCCGCUUGCUGUGAAACGUACGAUUGUUAGUGAUUUAUGCGUACACGUGAAAUUGUUUUUGUGUUUUUUUUGAAAUGUCAAAUAAAAGGACAAAAUUAUGAAAUAUUUAUAGAUUUAACAUAAAA
Molecule: messenger RNA, 1587 nt
Organism: Bactrocera oleae (olive fruit fly)
Lineage: Eukaryota; Metazoa; Arthropoda; Insecta; Diptera; Tephritidae
Source: RefSeq, a predicted model, not a curated record